UUACGGAAAUUCACAAUGACAAACAAAUCUGUUAUCGUUACAUUUAUUGAUUUUAGAUGCAACAGUAUCUGUCCCCCAAGUGCGCGCGCGUCAUGGCGAUGUUCAGGAGUGGAAUCGAUAUCGGGUUUUACCAUGGUGAUUUUAUCGCCUUUUCUGCCAGUGACGUACUCUGUCGCAGACAUCUUGGAUAAAUUAGGAACUGGCAGGGAAAUAAACAGACAUCUCUUUCGCAAAGCAAAAAAAAUUGACAUAAUGAACAGUUUUCACGUCCUCGGAUUCGCGACAUUGAUCUAUGCAGUCCAAGCUUCUGGCUAUGCAGAUCUUCUUGCAGAUCUAUACAUGUACAAUCUAGACAACCCUUACAAUGACAAAAUGGCGACCGACUGGGAUGUUGUAUAUCCGGACACUCUCUCUGACCCAAAGGAACCACGUGACUACGGAGAGACUGCGCUCAGAGAUCAAGAAUAUAUGAAACAGCUCCCAAUUUCCGGUUAUCAAUUUAUUUCAGGCGGUACUGGAAGACAGGAAGAUCCGUCUGAAGUGAAGACAGACAAAGUACUACCAGCGUAUUGUACCCCUCCAAACCCCUGCCCAUUUGGCUACACAGGAGAAGAUAACUGCGUAAAAGACUUUGAAAACACACCUGAAAAGAAUCGCAAAAUUCUUGAAGAACAAGACUGCCCUUGUGAUGCUGAACACAUGCUAAGCUGUCCACCUGGCAAGAAAACUAUCGACCCGAAAUCCGGAUUUGUAAGUGACGGUUUGGGAACGGGAGAUAACACCGAUCUUGACGCUCUUGACUCGCUUGGAUCAAUGGAAAAUAUCGACCUGUCUGAAAACCCAUACUUCAGUAUGGACACAAAGCGACAAAAACUUGUUGCCAAGAAAUCUCCCCAUUUCAUAAAGAAAAGGGAUAGCCCGGAACGCAUUGGAGACAUUUUCCCUUUCAAUUUUGAGGAAACAAUUGAAAAUCCAUAUUUGUACGGACAGAAGAAAAGUGUUGCCGCCAAAAAGCAAGCUCCUGAUCACAUGAUCAAAUAAAACUCCUGUGAAAAAAGUGAAUGUUUUGUUUCCGUAUAUUUUUGUGAUAAAUCUUAUUUUUAGAAGUAGGGAUACAAUCAACUUUUUUUUGCUGAUAUAAUGUUAUAAAGUGUUUUAAGGUGCGUUGUUUUUUACUUGUUUCUGAUUAUUACAUAGAUUUUAAAAAAUGUUACGGAGCUCUUACUAUAUCUUAUUAUGCAUUUAAUUUUCUGUCUGUUAAGAAAGGAGAAACAAAUCAAGUGAUGAUUUCUUAUAUUUUUAUGAGCAUUUCCUUUGUUCAUUCGAUUGAGUGGGCUUGUAUUCGUUUAACUUCUUACCUGUGCAUUUUAGUUCCGAUGAUUUCAAGGAUCAAAUUAUAAUUUUGAGCACUGGACAGUAUAUAAUAUAGAGUUAUUCAGUACAGUGCUGGUUUCAGAGGUUAAAUAAAUGUAUGAUUUUUCUAAUUUUCCAAAAGAAGUCAAAAUCGAUAUCUAAAUUAAAAAAAAUCAUCCCAGUUAAUAACACAAUUAAAAUGACAACAACUUAUCUACAAUCAAUGAUACAAGAUUACUGAGUGACCAAUAUAUCAGACUGAGAGAUUUUUCCCAUUAAUAAUUUUAUUGAUAUUGGUCACCCUAAUAAAAAUUUAAUACCCACCAUUCAGUUUUGAUAGUGUAUUGACAUUUACAUUAAAAUUUUAAUGACACAUGCUUUCUUCUGGAUAGAGUAAUAACAUUUUUACUCGGUUGUAACUUUAAACGCUAAUUUGAACUUAUUUAACCCGACCAUUUGCCGGGUAUUUACUAUGUUACAAUGACAUGUUUGCACUAAUACCACGCGAAUUGCGUCUUCAAUUACCUCCCUUGCCAAGAAAAAAAACAACAACAAAAAACAACAACAACAACAAAAACAACAACAACAUCUUCGUACUAUUUUUUUUCCAGAAUAAACGUAAGAAAACAUUGUUUUCAUACCAUUUUCUGCAAUAAAGAGCAAACAAUCAUACAGUCA
This is a messenger RNA of Ruditapes philippinarum (Manila clam), 2031 nucleotides long. RefSeq names its product neuroendocrine protein 7B2-like. Gene Ontology annotation, cellular component: secretory granule. The coding region runs from base 16 to 1041 and encodes 341 amino acids. Gene Ontology annotation, biological process: regulation of hormone secretion; neuropeptide signaling pathway. NCBI's taxonomy places the organism in Eukaryota, Metazoa, Mollusca, Bivalvia, Venerida, Veneridae. The record is from RefSeq and is a predicted model, not a curated record. Gene Ontology annotation, molecular function: enzyme regulator activity. The transcript has 6 exons.